Dioscorea cayenensis subsp. rotundata (Guinea yam) is the source of this 3119-nucleotide messenger RNA. RefSeq names its product DNA repair protein RAD5B. NCBI's taxonomy places the organism in Eukaryota, Viridiplantae, Streptophyta, Magnoliopsida, Dioscoreales, Dioscoreaceae. The transcript has 18 exons. Gene Ontology annotation, molecular function: ATP binding; nucleic acid binding; hydrolase activity, acting on acid anhydrides, in phosphorus-containing anhydrides. The record is from RefSeq and is a predicted model, not a curated record. Bases 135 to 2975 code for a protein of 946 amino acids.
UCACGUUGACGUUAAAGAGGGAAAAAGAUGAGGUCUCGAAGCCAGAUAGCAAAGUGAAGCAGGGAACGUAUUCGAUUUUUACAACUGAGAACAGAAUCAAGAAGAAGACUUUGGAUGGAUGUGGUGAUAACUACAUGGAUCUUACCACAACUCAUUUUUCAAAGUAUCUGAAUCCUCGACCAAUCAGGUCUGUAAAUACAGGCUACCUAAAGUUUCAGGAGCAUGUAGCCAGUGAAAAGGCAGAGAAAGGAGAGUUUCUGGAAGAACCGAAUUGGUUUCUGGUGGAGAAGGCUUAUGUGACUGGAUUAUCGACAUGUCGAGGGAUGUGGAAGCUAGUUGAAAAUGAGGUUGUUCAUUUCUGCUUUCCAAAGUCUGAUGUGAGACGAAGGCCUGGGAAUCAUUGGGUGAGUGCAAAGACUGCAGCUGCUGCGUCUGAGAUUGUCCGCUUCUCUACAAAGCGAUCUGGAGAGAUUGGGAGGCUUCCAACGGAGUGGGCGCGGUGCCUAAUUCCCCUUGUGAGUUCAUCCAAGGUUAAGGUUCAAGGGCGGUGUGUAUUGUCUGUUCAGCAGCUUAGCUUAAUGCAAGAGAUUGUUUUAUAUGUUAGUUUUUAUAUCCAUGGCUCAAUUUUUACAACGGGGGAUAAAUCCUCAUGGAAACUUGUGUCUGCAUCACAAUUGGAUUCCACCAUUCAUCCACUCCCUACCUUGUUCAAGCUACUGAAAAUAAAACCAUUUAAAAAGGCUGAUUUUACUCCAGAGGAACUUGAUACUCGCAAGCGUUCAUUAAAUCUGAAAGAUGAUGAUGACGAUGAACCUCAACAAAUAGUGGGUCUAGCAAAGCGAAGAAGAGGAGGCCAAACAUAUCCAGAGCAAAGUAAUGAUGAACAAGCAGUCUCAGAGUCAUCCUUGAAUAAGCUUGUUGGUGCUGCUGAAGUAUAUGACUUGAAGGAAGCAGAACCCCCAAGCACACUUACAUGUGAACUAAGAUCAUACCAGAAACAAGCCCUCCACUGGAUGUCAGAAUUAGAGAAGGGAAUUGAUUUUGAGCAAGCAGCAAAAACCCUUCAUCCAUGCUGGGAUGCUUAUAAUAUCUCUGACAAGAGAGCAUCUGCUGUUUAUGUCAAUGUGUUCUCAGGAGAAGCUACUACAAAUUUCCCAAGUGCGACACAAAUGGCUAGAGGAGGAAUUUUAGCAGAUGCAAUGGGACUAGGGAAGACAGUGAUGACUAUAGCUUUGAUACUUGCAAACCCUGGAAGAGGAAUUUCGCAUGACAAAGACAUCGAAAUGAGUAAUGACAAUCAUCAAUCUACUGGCAUCUCCAACACAAAGACAUCAACUGUAGUCAAAGGUGGCACUCUUAUUGUAUGCCCCAUGGCAUUAUUGGGUCAAUGGAAGGAUGAGUUGGAAACUCAUUCAAAACCGGGCUCAAUUUCUGUCUUUGUACACUAUGGUGGUGACAGAACCAAUGAUCCCAAAAUCGUUGCAGAUAAUGAUGUGGUUCUCACCACAUACGGCGUCUUAGCUGUGGCUUAUAAAUGCGAUCCAGGAAAAGUCAGCAUCUUUCAUCAAAUCGAAUGGUAUAGAGUGGUAUUGGAUGAAGCACACACAAUUAAAUCCUCUAAAACUCGAGUUGCUCAAUCAGCAUUUGCUCUUGUCUCACACUGUAGAUUGUGCCUUACGGGCACUCCUCUACAGAAUAAUUUGGAAGAUCUCUACAGCCUUCUCUGCUUUUUACGUGUUGAACCGUGGUGCAAUUGGGCAUGGUGGCAUAAACUAAUCCAGAGACCAUAUGAAAGUGGUGACGAGAGAGGGUUGAGAUUAGUUAAAGCAAUUCUAAGGCCAUUGAUGCUCAGGAGAACAAAAGAGACAACAGAUAAAGAAGGAAGGCCUAUUCUAGUCCUUCCUCCAGUCAAUGUUCAAGUAGUUGAAUGCGAACAAUCUGAAGCUGAAAGAGACUUCUAUGAUGCUCUAUUCAAGAAAUCAAAGGUAAGAUUUGAUCAGUUUGUUGCUCAAGGAAAAGUUCUCCAUAACUACGCUUCCAUUCUCGAGCUACUUCUUCGCUUAAGACAAUGCUGCAACCAUCCAUUCCUUGUCAUGAGCCGAGGAGACAACCAGGAAUAUGCAGAUCUCAACAAGCUUGCACGUCACUUCCUCGAAGGGACUACCCAAAACUCUGUUAACUCCACUUCUUCAGCACCCACAAGAGCUUUUGUCGAAGAGGUGGUGGAGGGGAUCAGGCGGGGUGAAGUGACUGAGUGCCCCAUAUGUCUAGAAUCUGCUUCCGAUGAUCCUGUUCUCACACCAUGCGCACAUAGAAUGUGCCGUGAAUGCCUCCUAUCAAGCUGGAGGAGUCCAUCUGGAGGACCGUGCCCAAUUUGUCGGAAACCUCUGACUAAGACUGACCUUAUUACAUGCCCGACCGAGAGCCGGUUCCAGGUUGAUGUUGUAAAGAACUGGAAAGAGUCAUCCAAGGUCACCAAACUACUCAAAUGUCUACAGAGCAUUCAUAAUGCUGGGCUAGGCGAAAAGAGCAUCAUCUUCAGCCAGUGGACUUCAUUCCUCGAUCUACUCGAAAUCCCUUUAAAGAAGAAGAGUGUCGGAUUCUUACGGUUUGAUGGGAAGCUUUCCCAGAAGCAAAGAGAAAAGGUCUUGAAAGAGUUCAGUGAAAGCACAGAUAAGCUUGUGUUACUGAUGUCACUAAAAGCCGGAGGAGUAGGACUAAAUUUGACGGCGGCUUCAAAUGUAUUUCUGAUGGAUCCUUGGUGGAAUCCUGCAGUUGAAGAACAAGCGAUAAUGAGAAUUCAUCGAAUUGGCCAAAAACGGCAAGUUAGAGUUCGUCGAUUCAUUGUUAAGGAUACUGUUGAAGAGAGGAUGCAACAAGUGCAAGCUAGAAAACAGAGAAUGAUUGCUGGAGCUCUUACUGAUGAGGAAGUUCGAAGUGCUCGAAUCGAGGAACUUAAAAUGCUAUUCAGGUGAAGUUCUUCGGCUUUUUUAUUAUCCUCUCAAUAUAUAUAUAUAUAUAUAUAUAUAUGAUGAAUGAUCUGUAUAUAUUGGAAAAUUCUCGCAUAAAUUCUUGGUUAUUUUUGUGAAAUUCUUUGAAAUUUAUGAUUUCAGGGAGUU